AAAUGCUCUUUUGGUGAAGAUUUCGAUCAUUUUCUGGAAUCUUCGUCGCCCUCCUCCUCAGAGACUGAGAGUGAGUGAGAAGACGGCAAUGACGGAAGUGAAGCGGUGGAGCGUCACCUACACCAAGCACAUGAAGCAGAAGCGCAAGGUUUACCAGGACGGUUUCUUAGAGCUCAACACCUCCACUAAUAAGGUGUUGCUGUACGACGAUUGUGAGAAGCUCUUGGAGUGCAGGCUCUUGAAGAAAGACGAAGAAGUUAGCUCAGGCGAAACACUCACAUUCAAUGCUUUUCUUGUUGACGUGAACGAAGCUGAUUCAGCCGAAGGAGAUCGCAAACCUGUACCUGGUUUCAAUUCUCAAGCAAAAGAUAUGAAAUUCAAUGAGAAACGCGCAAAGCCGUUUGUGAAUACAAGGAAUAAGCCGCAGCCAAAUUCGAGCCCGUCGCAAAAGAUAAUUAGAGAGUUCAAGAAUAGGGAACAGCACAAGUAUGGUGCAGCACAAAGUAGUCCAGAAACGAUGAAAACUAGCAAGACAGAAUGGCAGGUUCUAUACACCACACAACUAACUCAAAAGGCCAAGAAGUAUCAUGAUGGUUUCUUACAACUUGCAAUUUCUGGGUCUUAUGGAAAGCAGAUAAUACUGUUGGAUGAAAGCAGGAAUCACUUAGAUAGCAGGUUCCUUAAGAAAGAUGAAGUCCUAGCAUCCGGUGAAUCAAUAGGAUUUAGUGCUCAUUUAGUUGAAAUUGGAGAAUGUGAAGGAGAUAAUAAACCCGGGAAAAGCACAAAGUAG
Molecule: messenger RNA, 790 nt
Organism: Prunus avium (sweet cherry)
Lineage: Eukaryota; Viridiplantae; Streptophyta; Magnoliopsida; Rosales; Rosaceae
Source: RefSeq, a predicted model, not a curated record